Messenger RNA from Cercospora beticola, 966 nucleotides. Its product is annotated as carbon-nitrogen hydrolase family protein. Gene Ontology annotation, molecular function: catalytic activity. The record is from RefSeq and is a predicted model, not a curated record. Lineage: Eukaryota; Fungi; Ascomycota; Dothideomycetes; Mycosphaerellales; Mycosphaerellaceae.
AUGGCCUCGACUGUUCGCGUUGCGGUCACGCAACAUGAGCCUGUGUGGCUUGAUCUGGAAGGCACAGUGCAAAAGACGAUCACUAUCAUUAAAGAGGCCGCUGAAACUGGGGCGAAGCUCGUGGCAUUUCCAGAGUGCUGGAUACCUGGAUAUCCCGCUUGGAUCUGGUCUCGUCCUGUCGACUUCGAUCUUGGGACCAAGUAUGUCCAGAACUCCCUGAAAGUGGACAGCGCAGAGAUGAAGCGAAUUUGUGCCGCCGCUGCCGAAAACCAGAUCAACGUUUCCUUGGGCUUCUCAGAGCGAGACGGCGAAUCUGUCUACAUCGCUCAAGCCUUGAUCGCCGAGACUGGCGAGAUCAAAAUGACCCGACGCAAGAUGAAGCCCACGCAUAUGGAACGGACCAUAUUUGGCGAUGCUACUGGCGCUCAGAGCUGCCUCAGUAAGGUGGUUGAUAUUCCAGAAGUCGGCAGAGUCGGAGGACUGUCUUGCUGGGAGCACAUACAGCCGCUUCUGAAGUUUUACACGUUCUCGCAGAAUGAACAGAUUCACGUCGGAGCAUGGCCGCCGCUCGAUGGUUUCGUCGAGGGUAGUCCAGGUUUCUACUCCAUGUCCAUCGAAGGAUGUCGCACGUCCUCUCAAGCCUUUGCCAUCGAAUCGCAGGCGUUCGUCCUACAUUGCACUACCGUUCUCAGUGAGACCGGCAUAUCAGCAAUGGGGACCGCAGGUUCUCCGAUUAUGGGAAAUCCAAUUCAAGGAAGCUCUUGUGUUAUCGGACCAGAUGGGCGCAUCUUGAGCGCUACUGAUAAUCCGAAUGAGAAGCUCAUAAUUGCAGACCUGGAUCUGAGUCUGAUCACGAAGACGAAAACUUUCGCAGACGCCUCCGGCCAUUACUCCCGGCCCGACUUGAUGUGGCUCGGUGUUGACGAGAAGCACAAGCUUGUUGUUCGUGGCGCCGAGAGCAGCUAG